AUGCCACGAUAUGAACAAAAAUCAGAUGAACCAACAACCGCUCGCGCUAUUAUAGCAUCACUUUCAGCAGGAGCAUGUGCUGGGGGUUUAGCAAAAACUACAAUCGCCCCACUGGAUAGGACGAAGAUCAAUUUCCAAGUGUCUAGCACAAAAGGUUAUUCAUUCAAAGCUGCUUUAAAGUUUGUAAAGCUCACCUAUCAAAAUGCUGGUUUUCUUGCAUUAUGGAGAGGUAACUCUGCCACUAUGAUUCGGGUUGUGCCUUAUGCAUCUAUACAGUUCUGCGCACAUCAAGAAAUUAAAAAAGUAUUAAGAGUGGAUAUGAAUGGCAAGAGGACUCCAUUUCUACGUUGGUUGGCUGGAGCUUCUGCGGCUGUUACCGCCACUUCAUUAACCUAUCCUUUAGAUACUGCGAAAGCGAGGCUUGCCACUUCAACAAAGGCUGAGUACCGAACUCUGCGUUCUGUUUUUGUAAAGACGCUUUUAUAUCGAGGCAUAGUUCCUACUAUAAUUGGAGUUAUUCCUUAUGCUGGGGCCAGUUUCUUUACUUUUGAGACGCUUAAAUUACUUUACGUAGAAAAAACGGGUAAAGAUGUCACACCUUACUUCCGGUUGUUAUUCGGUGCUUUUGCUGGGCUGAUUGGGCAAUCUUCUUCGUAUCCAUUGGACAUUGUGCGAAGACGGAUGCAAACAGGUCGGAUUCCGCGAGGACAAAAUAUGUUUGUCAGUUUAUGGAAAGUUUACGAAGCAGAAGGUAUUCGAGGUGGAUUGUACAAAGGAUUGAGUAUGAACUGGAUAAAAGGGCCUAUCGCUGUUGGCAUUAGUUUCACGACGUUUGAUUAUACUCAUGCUUACGCAAAAAGAUUUGAGUAUAAGUUGUAUACUUUCUCUGAAUAUAUUCGAUCUAUGUUUUUUUAAAG
This is a messenger RNA of Enterobius vermicularis (human pinworm), 917 nucleotides long. Lineage: Eukaryota; Metazoa; Nematoda; Chromadorea; Rhabditida; Oxyuridae. The record is from the annotation of a GenBank genome assembly.